AUGGGUCCCUUAUCCUCUCCCUUUGGGCAAGCCCUCAGUGGUGGUGGUGGUGGUGGUGGUGGUGGUGACAAAAUGAGAUUCAAGGAGAAAGAAAGAAAGAAAGAUGAUUUUAAAUCUGAUGCUGUUUUGACUAGGCAAUGCCAAGCUGUGUUCGAUGAACAGAAUACAGGCUGGUGCACGGAGAAGAGCCGACUGCACUGCGCUGAGCAACCCCAAAGGGGCUGGAACCUGCUGAGAAAGGCAGCCCAGGUGGGCAGAAGGGAGCUCAGUAUAGCUCCCCUUGGCUCUCAGCAGGGUGACAGCAUCCUCCCUAUCCAGGGCCCCUGGGUUCGGGGCUGGAAGCGACUCUUGUCAGGUGUGGGGACCACCAUAACAGGCCUGGACCAGCUGUGGAGACAGCAGGAUCCCCAGUGCCCCCAUCCAGGGUCCCUGGAGCCAGCCCUGCAGACAGUAGAGAAGUCCCUGACUGAAUGGCCAGUGCCGAAGUUCAUUGCCCUCUUCUUGCCUGAGUUUCCCAUCCAGCCCCCUCAGGGGCAGCAGCAGCUCAAGGUUCUAGGUUUUGUAGCCAAAGGCUCCUUUGGAACUGUCCUCAAGGUGCUAGAUUGUGACCUGGGAGCCUUGUUGGCUGUGAAGGUGGUCCCCAAGGUAGAAGUCCUUCAGCAAGACAGCUUGAGGCAGUGCAAGGAGGAGGUCAGCAUUCAGCGCCAGAUCCGCCACCCAUUUGUGAGUGGCUUGGGAGGCAGCUGGCAGGGACAGCGGCACCUUUUCACUAUGUACAACUACUACAGCACAGACCUAUACUCUCUCUGGGCCACUGUUGGCUGCUUUUCUGAGCCUUCCGUCCGCCUCUUUGCUGCUGAGCUGGCCCUAGGCAUAGGCUACCUACAUGACCUGGGCAUUGUGCAUCGAGAUCUCAAGAUGGAGAACAUUUUACUAGACGAAAGAGGCCACCUAAAGCUCACAGACUUUGGCCUAUCACGACACCUACCCCAAGGAGGGCGAGCUUAUACUAUCUGCGGGACUCUCCAGUACAUGGCCCCAGAAGUCCUGCGAGGUGGGCCCUACAACCACGUGGCUGACUGGUGGUCCCUGGGCGUCUUGCUUUUUGCCCUGGCAGCUGGAAAGUUCCCAUUGCAGGCUGAAAAAGAUCAUGUGGCCAUGUUGAGGAGUGUGACUCAUUGUGCCUAUGAGGUCCCUGCCUCUCUUAGCCAGGGGCUCUCUCUUCUGCUCCAGGAGCUCCUGUGCCACAACCCGCUCCAUCGCCUCCGCUACCUGUAUCACUUCCAGGCCCAUCCCUUCUUUCGGGGCAUGGCCUUUGACCCAGAGCUCCUGCAGAAGCAGCCAGUAUCCUUUGUCCUGGAGGCAAGAGCCGCCCUUCCUGCCCCAGAUGAGACUGUGCCAUUCCAGGAUUUUGACUGUGAUUUGGUAUCUCUCUCAGCCCAUCCCUGUCCUGCCUGAGCCUCCCCACUUCACCCCCCAGCUGGACUAUAGCUGGGAAUCUCAGGAUCCUUCUCCACUACCAACUCAGGAAAACCUCCCCAAAACACCAAACUGUCUGUGGCCCACACACUUGUCCCUUGUUCUUUGAAGCAAGAUUUCCUCCCCUUUCGUAACUUGAUCAUUUUGUAAAUGAAACUGAUCCCACGGGGCCCAGGCCCUUUAGAGUGGUUUUGUCUCCCGUGAGGGAGAGGCCAAAGUCCCUUUCCUGGGCAGCCUGCCACGAGCAUCUCUGCCCACUGCUACCUCUUCCCUCCCCUGUCCCUCAUUCAGUAGGUCUGAGCAAGGCCUCCUCCCUUUUUCCUGGCUCUUAGCCAGGCCUCUCCAGCCACUUCUCCCUUCCUGAUUCCUAUGCCAUAUUUCCUUUCUCCAGCAAUACUGGGCUUCUCUACAGAUAUGAUUAGCCAGCCCAUCCUCUGGAAGCAAUAAGAAUUGUUUUUUGUAAGGAUACACACCACCUUUGCCCCAACAAUUUCCAUUUUAAAUUGCAACCUAAGGAUUCAAGACCUGAUUGUGCAAUAUGUUGUUAAAUAAAGAAAGUAACAUUGA
Gracilinanus agilis (Agile Gracile Mouse Opossum) is the source of this 2046-nucleotide messenger RNA. RefSeq names its product ribosomal protein S6 kinase related (gene RSKR). The record is from RefSeq and is a predicted model, not a curated record. The coding region runs from base 1 to 1458 and encodes 485 amino acids. Gene Ontology annotation, molecular function: ATP binding; protein serine/threonine kinase activity. NCBI's taxonomy places the organism in Eukaryota, Metazoa, Chordata, Mammalia, Didelphimorphia, Didelphidae. The transcript has 12 exons. Gene Ontology annotation, biological process: protein phosphorylation.